AAUGAAGUCCAUGGGCAAUCAGUUUCAUCUAAAAUCCAUUUAGGCAGUCUAUGCUUUUUUCCUUCUCCCUCACACAAACACAACCUCUUCCUUCUGUUAUUCCCCUCAACCACUCCCCCUCCGCCGUCUGCCGGCGACUUAUCAUUUCCCGAUCAUCGACUACUCCUCCGCCUGAAUCUUUCUGUGUUCAGAUUAGUUGAGGAAGGAUUAUUGUUGUUAUAUUUAUGACGUCGGGGACAAGGCUGCCGACUUGGAAGGAGAGAGAGAACAAUAAGCGUAGAGAGAGGCGGCGGCGUGCCAUCGCCGCUAAGAUAUUUGCAGGUCUUAGAGUUUAUGGAAACUACAAGCUGCCUAAGCACUGCGACAACAACGAGGUUUUAAAAGCCCUUUGUAAUGAAGCUGGUUGGAUCGUUGAAGAAGAUGGAACCACUUACCGUAAGGGUUGUAAACCCACUGCUCGUGUGGAGGCUACGGGUGGAUCAGCUUCGGCUAGUCCAUGCUCAUCAUACCAACCGAGUCCAAACGGUUCCUACAGUCUGAACCCUAGUUCAUCCUCUUUUCCCAGCUCCAUCUCAUCCCUUUAUGCGGCUAAUGGAAAUCCCGAUCCUAAUUCUCUUAUACCAUGGCUAAAGAAUCUUUCAUCUGGUUCUUCACCUUCAUCCAACUUCCCUCACCAUCUCUACAUACCCGGUGGCUCCAUAAGUGCUCCUGUCACUCCUCCAUUAAGCUCACCUACUUGCCGAACACCUAGAAUGACCGACAUUGAUGAUCAUCAAACCACAGUCCCAGCCUGGGCUGGCCAGCACUACCCUUUCUUACUUUCUUCGACCCCUCAAAGUCCCAGCCAUCAAACACCAACAGAUUCAGGGUGGGUUUCGGGGGUUCAAACGCCCAUAGAAGGGCCGUCAUCACCCACAUUUAGUCUCGUUGCAUCAAACCCAUUUGCAGUUUCAGGUACCGGCUCGAGAAUGUGGACUCCGGGGCAAAGUGGGACUUGCUCUCCAGCUAUCACUGCUAGCUUCGACCAAACGGCUGACGUCCCUAUGUCUGAUGCAAUUUCAUCGGAGUUUGCUUUUGGGAGUCACAUGAAAGGUCUGGUGAAACCGUGGGAAGGUGAGAGGAUACAUGAAGAAUGCGUUUCUGACGAUCUUGAGCUCACCCUCGGCAACCCUAGCACGAGAUAAGAGCAGUGCAGAAUGAAAUGAAUGCAAUGGGUUUGUAACACGAAAAAG
Messenger RNA from Cynara cardunculus var. scolymus (artichoke), 1232 nucleotides. RefSeq names its product BES1/BZR1 homolog protein 4-like. The transcript is spliced from 3 exons. The record is from RefSeq and is a predicted model, not a curated record. NCBI's taxonomy places the organism in Eukaryota, Viridiplantae, Streptophyta, Magnoliopsida, Asterales, Asteraceae. Gene Ontology annotation, molecular function: DNA-binding transcription factor activity. Gene Ontology annotation, biological process: DNA-templated transcription; brassinosteroid mediated signaling pathway. The coding region runs from base 225 to 1184 and encodes 319 amino acids.